Messenger RNA from Octopus sinensis (East Asian common octopus), 519 nucleotides. RefSeq lists its product as uncharacterized. The record is from RefSeq and is a predicted model, not a curated record. The coding region runs from base 1 to 519 and encodes 172 amino acids. The transcript has a single exon. NCBI's taxonomy places the organism in Eukaryota, Metazoa, Mollusca, Cephalopoda, Octopoda, Octopodidae.
AUGUUUUUUGCUGAUAUUGGCCUUGAAAGAAAUCUAGAAAAAUCUGCCACCAAUUGUACAACUCUUGCUAAUAAAGAGACUAUACUGGACGGAAUUGACGGAUACCAAUAUUUGGGAGUCUUAGAGAACAAGUCAAAUAAAAUCAUGAAGAAUGAGAUGAUUGAAAAAAUAAGUGCAGAGAUCAAAGCACGUAUAAAGAGACUAACAAGCACGAAACUGAAUGCUGUUAAUCUCUUUAAAGCCUUAAACGAGCACGCUUUGUCUCUUUACAAUUAUUACAUUGGAUUGAUAGACAUAGAACCUGAUGACUUUGAAGUAAUUGACAGAGAAAUUCGUCUACAACUUAAUUCAUAUCACAUACACUUGAGACCUGCAAAUUGUCAGAGGCUAUAUCUCCCUCGUACAUACCUUGGGAGAGGAUUGGAAUCAAUAUCGAUGAAGAGCGAAAGAAUGUUACUGGAAUUCUAUACUGACAUAAAAAGAAAAUCGGUAUGCUGUCUGUCUGAAAAAGGCUGGUAA